Messenger RNA from Helianthus annuus (common sunflower), 705 nucleotides. RefSeq lists its product as uncharacterized. Bases 100 to 594 code for a protein of 164 amino acids. The record is from RefSeq and is a predicted model, not a curated record. Lineage: Eukaryota; Viridiplantae; Streptophyta; Magnoliopsida; Asterales; Asteraceae. The transcript has a single exon.
AAACCACCUUCUUCAACAAUCCAAGCUCUUUAAUUCUUCUAUAAAAUCACGAACACAAUUCUGCAUCUAAAACCAUCAGCUCUCACUAUCAUCGUACCAAUGAAGCGAGAGGGUCGUCAACACGGUGUAGUUCGAAGCUACCCAAUCCUCCCCACUCCCUUGUCUCGUCAACGCCGAUACAUUAAAACGGUGGAUUCAGCCUCAGUCGCCGGUUUAUUCACCAAAGUUUCAAGCAAGCCCACAAAUCAGUCCAAAUUCACCGGAAAAUGCGGUACAGCCAGAUGCCUAGGUUGUCAUGUCCAUCCUGUGUGUAAGUCCAAAGACAAGGCCAAAGGAACCAUGAAGCUGAGAUCAAUUGGAUCCGAUCAUCGUAAACUGAUCGGUUGUCCUGCCGGUACUUCGGCCAUCGAUGCUUUAGCUUACUUAGCCAGGCAUGAAAGUUAUGAUGAUCAUGAUUACAAUGAUGAUGAUGAUAGUUAUAAGGAAUUGAUUGGGGUUGAAGAUGAAGAUGAGUGGGUGAGUUAUUUUGAGUGUUGGGGGGAUGGAGAAGGCUAUGCAGAUGAGCAUGGAGUUAGAGAUAUUAUGAUCGAUUAAAUUCAUAAUAACCGUUCAAAACUAAUUGUUCGCUUACUAAUGUAUUUGUAUUUUAUGCAAUAAUCGUGAUCUGAUUAGGUUACGUUUAAUUCAGUUUAUGCCCCAAAUCAA